AUGACGAAUAACCCGAAUAAUCCUCCAGAGGGGACAAGUUUUGUCUACCCUACACGGACGCUGCUUAGCAACAUACAACCGUCGAGCUCCAACGACUCUGGUUCGACGCAAGACGGCGCGAUGUCCCCGCCCCUCGCGACCUCUCCGCCCAUCUCUCCGCCGUUAACACGAACAAACACGCUUUCGCUCGGCGAGGGCUUGCAGGAGACCUUGCGCCAGGCCGUAUCCGAGGCUACAUCAAACACGUCCAAGCCCAAACGACGCAAGAAGCGCGCACAGUCGCCCAACUACCGCGACUUUCCCGCCGCCGGCAGCAGCUCUGGCCCGCGCACAUUCAUCGCAGCGCCCCAGCCACGCUCGGCAGAAGCCGCGGCGGCGGAUAAUACGGAGGAUAAUCAGCAGCCGUACGACUCGCGACACCCGCCCGGACUCUCGAUGCUCGCACAGGGAGCCGCCGCGUUCCGGUCCCCGCCCGCGCCGCCUGGUCCGGUCACCUCGCGUGGCGAACGCGAGCGCGAUCCGUCGCCGGUGCACGUCACCGACCCUGGCAUCGUCCAUCUCCCGCCGCGCGACGUGACCAGUGCGGCAGGUUCGGGAGGUUCGGGCCGCUCGAAGCGAUCGAUUCGCGAGGGAGUAGAAGCGGUCGCAGAGGGGAGCGUGUCGGCGGGAAGUGGCGGUGGAGAAGCUGGAAGCAGUCCCGUUACUGGCGUUAGUGCAGAGCCUUCGAGGCCUGUCAGUAUAGGAGCGAAUAGCGGCAGUAGCGGCAAUGGCAGCAGCCAGAACGGCGAAGCGCUUGGGAGUGGUGACGGAGUUGGUGGCGAUAGUUCGGGAACCGGAUACGCGAGUUCGGCUGGAGAGCCCUAUGUCACUUUCAGGUUCGAACACUCGCAGGAUGGCGAUGGGCAUCAUGUUGUCGUUGGCCGUGAGGGAAAGCUCCUACGAUGCGAAGACGAGCCCAUCCGAACGCCUGGUGCCAUCCAAGGCUUUGGCGUACUCAUUGCCGUUCAAGAAGACACGGUCAACGAGACACUCGUUGUUCGCCAGGUAUCUGAGAACAGCACGGAGCUCCUCGGUCUCAGUCCGCGAUAUCUAUUCUCGUUGCCUUGCUUCACCGAGGCCCUGCCGGACUCUCAAGCCGACACGCUUUGGGACAAUAUUCAGUUCUUGACAGAUCCCGACCCGAGCGGCGAGGAGGACGAGAGCCCCCAUGUCUUCUUACUCUCAGGCUGGGGCAUGCCGGGCAGCGCGCGUCAGGACGAUCCGGACAGGGACCAGUUCAAUCGCCGGUUUUGGUCGUGUUGGUGCGCGGCGCACAGACCGGCAGCCUCAGCAGACGGUUCCGCCGCGACUCAGAAGGACCUCAUUAUACUCGAGUUUGAGCUAGAGCACGACGUCUACAAUCCGCUAUACCCGGCAUUCUCAGAAGGCGCUGCACGUAGUGGCAGCGAAUCUCCCGCCACGGGCUCGAGCAGCGCGGGCGGAUCCGGGACGACGCUCGUCAGCUCGUCUGGUACGCGAGCAGGGUCUCGACAAAGCGGCGCUGCGGCUACACCGGAUCCCAAUCCCAGCAGCACGAUGAUAUCGGACGACAGCGGAACGACGCUCGUGCCUUCUGCUCCCAGCGGUAGUCCAGGUGUCGACACCCCUGGCAUCGAGACGCCAAGUACCGGCCCAAGCGCUUUAACUACCGACGGCCAAGGCAACAUCGUUGCCCCGGGCUCGCCGGAGAGUGGACGGCCAGGCCCGCUUACGAAUCCUGCGCAACGCAUCGGCAGUGGUGGGAGCAGCGGUAGCGACGCGAGUAUGAUGAGCACCAAUAGCUCCGAGACCGUGCACGGACUUCCUGGCGAGGAAGGUUGGCAGCCCAGCGCGGAGGAGAUCCUCGAGAGCACGACCAAUCACGCCAAGGCACUACCUGCGCUCGAACGUAUACGACAGAUGUCUCGCGCGCCCGCGACGCCAGGUCCAGCACGGCGAGGAGGCAGACGCGCGAGACGCGGAGGAGGCGUGGGUAUGAUGGACGUCUUCGCGGUGAUGGCGCAGAUCAACGAGCAGUUGGGCGCCGCCGCCGAUCUGGAGGGCUUCUUGCGCGUUGUAGUGGGAAUCAUCAAGGACCUUACGCAGUUUCACCGCGUACUAGUCUAUCAGUUCGACGAGAACUGGAACGGGCAGACUGUCGCGGAGCUGGUCGACUGGACCAUGACGCACGAUCUCUACCGCGGUCUACACUUCCCUGCGGCGGAUAUCCCCGCGCAAGCGCGGCAUCUGUACACGAUCAAUAAGAUGCGCUUAUUGUAUGAUCGGGAUAAGAUUACGGCGCGGUUGGUGUGCAAGAGCGAGGAGGAUCUGAAGGUGCCGCUCAACAUGACGCAUUGCUACUUGCGGGCGAUGAGUCCUAUUCAUCUUAAGUACCUCGGGAAUAUGGGCGUCCGCUCGUCUAUGUCCGUAUCUAUCAUGGCAUUCGGUCAACUCUGGGGUCUCGUAGCAUGCCACAGCUACGGCCCACACGGGAUGCGCGUAUCCUUCCCCGUCCGACAGAUGCUUCGGCUGCUCUCCGAUAGCAUAUCGCGCAACAUCGAGCGCCUCUCAUACGCACAACGGCUUCACACGCGCAAGCUCUUCAACACGAUGACGUCAGACCAGCACCCAACCGGCUACAUCGUCUCAAACGCUGACGACCUGCUUGGGCUCUUCGACGCCGACUUUGGUGUACUCGUCAUCGGCGAGGGCGCGAAGAUCUUGGGUCCGAAUGAGCAUGGACAGGAAGUCCUGGUGGUAGCGGAGUACCUGCGCUUGAAGCAGUUCAACAUGAUCCAGGUCUCGCAGGCUGUUACGAAGGACUACCCCGACUUGCAGCUCAGUACUGGGCUCGAGGUCAUCGCCGGCCUACUGUACGUCCCGCUCAGCUCUGGCGGAAAGGACUUCAUUGCGCUUCUGCGUAAGGGUCAGCCUCGGCACGUUCACUGGGCCGGGAAGCCAUACAAGGACGGCGAGCAGGGCACGAAGGCCACGCUCGAGCCACGGAAGAGCUUCAAGGUCUGGAGCGAGACCGUCGCGGGUCGUUGCCGCGCGUGGACGGAUGAGCAGCUCGAGACAGCCGGCGUACUCGCGCUCGUGUACGGCAAGUUCAUCGAAGUCUGGAGGCAGAAGGAGACGGCGCUGCAGACGACCAAGCUUACGAACCUGCUGCUGAGUAACGCCGGGCACGAAGUUCGCACGCCCCUAAACCACAUCAUCAACUGUCUCGAGUUGGCGCUGAACGGCUCGCUCGAUCUCGAGACGCGUACCAACCUCAGCCAGAGCCAUGCCGCGAGCAAGAGUCUUCUGUUCACGAUCAACGACUUGCUCGACCUCACGCGCUUGGAAAGCGGGAACGAGACGAGCUUCAACGAGCCGUUCGAUCUGCCCAAUACUAUCGCCGACGCGACGAACUUGUACCGAACCGAGGCUCAACGGCGCGGUCUCAAGUUCGAACUUGAUACGGCCGGCGCACCGCACAUUGUCGUUGGCGACCCAAGCAAGAUCAGGACCGUCGUCGCAAACUUGACUGCAAACAGUCUGAAGUACACCGAGCAGGGCGCGAUUACCGUCACAUGCAAGGCGUUCGAAGAGCCGCCAGGUCUACGAAGCGAGAAGAGCGUCGCGGUCGAGAUCGUCGUGCGCGAUACGGGAUGCGGUAUACCGGCGUCCAAGCUCGAGAGCAUCUUCAGGGAGUUCGAGCAGGUUGAGAGCGCACAACCCAAGACGAAUACUGGGCCUGGACUGGGUCUUGGUUUGGCGGUCGUCGCGCGUAUCGUCGAGCAACUCGGUGGUCAAUUGCGCGUUGAUAGCCGCGUGAACGAGGGCAGCAGCUUCAGCUUCCUCAUCCCGUUCGUCCUCUGGGAGUCUGGGAAUAUGUCUGCAGGCGGAAGCUCGGCCAGCUCGCUUGGCGGACGGUCAUCUUCGCGCGGCUCAGCCGAGGUUGAGAGCAUUGUCGAUGCGCUCAGUAGUCAGUUUGGUGGACCCGGUCCUAUGAUCGAAGCGCCGAGCGGCCCUCCCACGCCCGGAACCGUUCCGAUCCCCGGCUCACGCAACCCGCUGCGACCAGUACGCAUCGACGAGUAUGAGAUGGACGGCCAACGACAGGUCUUGCAACGUCCGAGCAGGACUUCGCUUCGCAGUACCGAAAGCCGGCCGAGCGCCGGACGACGCACGCCGAGCGACCGCAGGCUACGCGUGCUCAUCGUAGAGGAUAACGAUAUCAACCGGAAGAUACUUGCGAAGCGGCUUGAGCUCGAUGGGCAUUCGGUCGUCAAUACAACGAAUGGUCAGGAGGGAGUUGACGAGGUGGUCAAGGACCAGGAGUUUGAUUGUAUUCUUAUGGAUAUACAGAUGCCGAUCCUCAAUGGUCUCGAAGCGACCGAGCGCAUACGCGAGCUCGAGACAUCCAGCCUUCCUCGCAAAGACCGCGUCUCGCACGUCCUAAACGGCCGCAUCCCCAUCUUCGCCGUCAGCGCUUCGCUCCUCGAGCGUCAACGCGGCGAGCUCGCCGCGACGGGCCUUGACGGCUGGAUCCUCAAGCCUAUCGACUUCAAGCGGUUGAAGACGCUUCUCCGCGGCAUCACGGACGCCGAACAGCGCGGGCGUGAUGAGUACCAUGUCGGUGGGAGUUGGGAAGCCGGUGGUUGGUUCUCGCGCCCGGAGAAGAAGGAGGCGGACAAGGCUGAUGCGGAUAAGGUUGCUCCCGAGGAUGUCGACGUCGGAGAGCCCGCCGUCGAUUGA
Molecule: messenger RNA, 4761 nt
Organism: Peniophora sp. CBMAI 1063
Lineage: Eukaryota; Fungi; Basidiomycota; Agaricomycetes; Russulales; Peniophoraceae
Source: the annotation of a GenBank genome assembly